AUGUCAACAUCCCCGGAACCCGGUCCGGUGAAUGGACACGCUUCGCCUUCAACCGACGAACGUCAUUCCUACAUAGCGGAUGACGCCCGAAGUGACAGCGACCUGUCCGAAUCCCAACCGGCUCCGCUCGACGCCGCAACGCCGGAGUCCGACGAUGCUGCCGGGUCACCGGAUGAUGACGGACCCGAGUUCGCUCCAAAUGAACAGGAGGAGCUGUCCGAGUCUAGUGAACAUGAAGCUAUAGACGAUGGGGACUUCGAUGAAGCCGGCAGUCCAGCCUCUGCGCAAAGCAGCGGCGCUGCCGAUCGAGUCCAUUCGACCUCUGCCCGGGUCAUUAUCAAACGUAAAACGGCCCCGACAACCGAGGACGAUUACAUGCGGGAGAACCCGGAGCUCUAUGGAUUGAGGCGUAGUUCGCGCCCUUCGCAACGUCGUAAAGUUGUCGAUUCGGAGGAUGAGGCAGAGGAAUCGGAUUCCGAUGCCACCCCAGCCCCCCGGAAAGCGGUGAACAAACGCCGCCGUUUUGAGCGCUCCUUGCCUGUUUCCAAACGGGGUACCCCAGCCCGCCAUACUUCGGCCGACGAUUCCGAUUCCGAUACGUACGGCGGCGCGAAAGCUCGUAGCUUCAGGAAGAAGAUGCGACGGCAACAGGAACUGCAACCGUCGUUGGCCCUAGCCGAGAAACGCUGGUCCAACCGCCGCGCCGCGCAAGUCUCGGCUGGUGCUUACCAAGAGAGCGAAGCAGAGGACGAGGAAGACGAGGACGCUACCCCUGGGUAUUGGGUCGCGGGUGUCGAGGAUAACUCGCCGUACAUUGAGAAAAUCCUCCGCCAUCGUCCCAAAGAAGGCGUUGUACUCACACCCCAGGCUACACGCCACGACUUCGAGUAUUACAUCAAAUGGCAGGGCAAGUCCCAUCUUCACAACACUUGGGAGACGACCGAUUCGGUCGGAGGCUUCCGUGGGUUCCGCCGUCUCGAGAACUACUACAAGAAGAUGGUCGAAUAUGAGCUUGAUCUGCAGUUUGGUGGCGAUGAUAUUAGCCCCGAGCAGCGCGAGCAAUGGCUACUCGACAGGGAACGGGAAGAGGACGCGUUAGAAGACUUCACCAAAGUCGAACGCGUGGUUGCCGUUCGCGAGGGUGACAACGGGUUGGAGUACUUGGUCAAGUGGAAAGGCCUACAGUAUGACGACUGCACCUGGGAGGAUGCUUCCAUGAUCAGCGACCAUGCACAAGACAAGAUUGAUCAAUUCCUGGACCGGUCGUCGCGUUCCUGGCAGUCGGAUCGAAAGCAGACUAACUUCGACACCCGCUCGAGGAUGACCAAAAUGGAGCAACAGCCAACCUAUAUCAAGGGUGGUGAACUCCGUGAGUUCCAGCUGAAGGGCCUCAAUUUCCUGGCGCUCAACUGGACGCGGGGCAACAACGUCAUCCUGGCUGAUGAGAUGGGUCUCGGCAAGACAGUGCAGACCGUCUCAUUUCUUAGUUGGCUCCGCAACGAUCGUGACCAGGAGGGGCCUUUCCUGGUCGUCGCACCGCUGAGUGUCAUCCCAGCGUGGUGUGAUACAUUCAACCACUGGGCCCCGGAUAUCAACUACGUUGUCUAUUUAGGACCCGAGGCAGCUCGCGCCAACAUCAGGGAGCACGAGCUAUUCGUCGAUGGGAAUGUCAGGAAGACCAAGUUCAACGUUCUGGUCACGUCCUACGAUUACAUUCUAGCGGACGCCGAUCACCUCAAAGGAAUCAAGUGGCAGGUACUCGCCGUUGACGAGGCUCACCGUCUCAAGAACCGUGAGUCUCAGCUCUACCACAAGCUCAACAAUUUCGGGGUACCUUGCAGGGUUUUAAUCACCGGAACGCCCAUUCAAAAUAACCUCGCCGAGCUGUCGGCGCUUUUGGACUUCCUCAACCCCGGCAAAGUCUUGAUUGACGAGGAACUCGAGCUGCUCUCGACAGCGGAUAACAACGAGGCCGCUGAUGAGCAGCAGAGCGAAGCUAAGCGCAUGAAAACACAGGAGAAGCUUCGGGAGCUACAUGCCGCUAUUGCGCCUUUCAUUUUGCGGCGGACCAAGGAAACAGUCGAAUCAGAUCUACCACCCAAAACGGAAAAGAUAAUUCGAGUCGAGCUCUCUGACGUCCAGCUCGACUACUACAAAAAUAUUCUGACACGGAACUACGCGGCGCUCCGGGACGCGAGUAACGGUCACAAACAAUCGUUGCUCAAUAUCAUGAUGGAGCUGAAGAAGGUCAGCAAUCAUCCUUACAUGUUCCAGGGCGCUGAAGACCGUGUCCUUGCUGGGAGCACCCGUCGUGAGGACCAGAUCAAGGGCCUUAUCACAAGCAGUGGCAAGAUGAUGCUCCUAGAUCAGCUUCUCGCGAAACUCAGGAAGGAUGGCCAUCGUGUCCUCAUCUUUAGCCAGAUGGUCAAGAUGCUGGACAUUCUUGGCGACUACCUCCGGAUCCGCGGUUACCAGUUCCAACGGCUUGAUGGCACCAUCCCCGCUGGUCCUCGUCGCAUGGCCAUCAAUCACUUCAAUGCCGAUGAGAGUGAAGACUUUUGUUUCUUGCUCUCUACCAGGGCUGGUGGCCUGGGUAUCAAUCUCAUGACUGCAGACACAGUCAUCAUCUACGAUUCGGACUGGAAUCCCCAAGCCGACCUACAAGCAAUGGCUCGGGCUCACCGCAUCGGGCAGAAGAAGCCAGUCAAUGUUUACAGACUUGUCGCGAAGCAGACUAUCGAGGAAGAGGUGGUGAACCGUGCCCGCAACAAGCUUUUCCUAGAGUAUCUCACGAUCCAGGCUGGCGUCACCGACGACGGGAAGGCCCUCCGCGAGCAGUUCAAGGAGCACGGUGUGAACAUCGACGAGGCUAAGACUUCUGAGGACAUCUCCAUGAUCCUCAAGAUGCGCUCUCAGAAUCUCUUCGAGCAAUCUGGCAACCAAGAGAAGCUUGAGCAACUCGAUAUCGAUGCCAUUCUUGAGAAUGCCGAAGUCACAAAGACGGACAUCAACGACAAGCUGAACCUGAGCAGCGGUGGCAUUGACUGGGACAACUGGAUGCAAGUCACGGAUGUCAAAGUCGACGAUUUGGCUCGCGAUUGGGACCAGAUCAUCCCUGCCGACGAGCUUGCCGCGAUCAAGGCAGACGAGGAGAAGAAGAAGCACGAAGAGUAUCUGGCGAAAGCCAUGGAAGAGAAUGCUCCUCGUAAGGCCGCGCUGAAGGGGUCUAGAAAGAACGUCGACACGGAUCGGGCCGAGCGUCUCGCUAAGAAGAGACAGCGAGAGAAGCAAGAACUUGAAGAGUUGGAGGAACAACGAGCCUUGCUUUCGGAUCCGCGCCGCCCUUUGAACGAGAAGGAGACGCGGAAUCUUAUCCGCGCGUUUUUCCGGUAUGGCUUCUUUGAUGAUCGCGAGGAGGAGAUCGUUCACGACGCUCGCUUGAGUGACCGAGACCACGACUUCCUCCGGUCAAUCAUUGAAGACCUCGUUGCGGCGAGUAAACACGCUGUGGACACAAACAACGAAAGGCUGCGUGAAGAAGAGGAAAGAGCAGGAAAACCAUUGGCCAAGAAGGACAAGAAGGCUGUCCUGGUUGAUUUCGGCGAGGUUCGGAAGGUCAAUGCCGAAACCGUCGUGGAACGGCCUCCCCAGCUCAAACUUCUCCACCGCGUGCUCGAGGAACACGGCGACGCCAUGACGUUUAGACUUCCAGAUGCCAGCAAGUCGGCUCAGUAUUCCUGCGAAUGGGGAGCACGGGAAGACGGCAUGCUACUCAUCGGCAUCGACAAGUACGGCUUCGGCGCCUGGACACAAAUCCGGGACGACCCCGAGUUGCAAAUGCAGGACAAGUUCUUCCUUGAAGAACACAGAGUGGACAAAAAAGAGGAGCGCAGAAGAACCGAUGACAAGGGCAUCCAGUCUCCCGGUGCUGUUCAUCUGGUACGGCGCUCUGAGUAUCUGCUCUCUGUCCUCCUAGCCAAAUACUCGAACGAUGCAAACGCAAAGAAGGCCGUCGAAAACCACCAUCGUAGCAAAAAGCUACUGACCAACGGCAUCCGGCGCGGCGAAGGCAGCUCCGUCUCAGCUUCUCCGGCUCCACCGAUGUCAAAGAAACCGAGCCAACACCGCGACCGUGACCACCACCGGUCGUACAGCAAUGCCAACGAUCGUGGCACGCCACGCCCAGACAAGCGGAAAUACAAUGACGAUUAUGACGAGCGCAACAGCAAGCAUAGGAGGCUUGAGGUUGAUGCUCGGCAUGAGAAGAAGCCCAAAGCGGGGGAGAAGCCGAAGAUCGAUCCGGAGACGAUGGAGCGCUACAAGCGAGACAGGCAAAAGGCUGUCGAAAGAUUCCAGGAGCUUGCAAAGCUGCGUGAUGAUGAGAUCGACCCCUCCGAUAAUACACAGUUGGUGUGGUCGGUAUUGCGUCCUCUCAAGCCGAACAUGGAGCGUAUUAUGCAGUCUAAGGAGCUGGUCCCCGCCGCAAAGGAGAGGGCGAAAAUCCUGGGCGAAGAGAUUCGCACUUUUGGAAGCUUCCUGAAACGCUUGAGGGCGGAGAACGAAACCGAUCUUGAGAGCUUGGAGCCCCAGUUUUGGGAGUUCUUGUCCUCGAUCUGGCCGCUCGGAGAGGUCAAAGUGUCCGGUAAGCGACUCCAGAGGAUGUUCCGGGACCUUCUGGAAAAGGACAAGACGAAACGGGAGGACGACCGAUCCAACGAACCCCGGCGGCCGAAGAACCCGGACUUGGAAGACGGCGAGAUCGCUAGUGACCGCGAAGAACGCCGUGCCCGAGACCCGUACCGCGACGACCGGCGCGAGGAGCGCCGCGAGGAGAGACGUGACGAGCGAAGGGACGACCGCAGGGAAGACCCCCCACGCCGCAACUACUACGACGAUGAUCGUCUUAACUUCUACCGCCACCGUCGCCCGGAGAAUCGCGGUGUUCCCCUCCGUCACUCCUCAUGGCAGAGCCGCAGCCCGCCGGCCCGGCACAGCCCCUACUAG
This is a messenger RNA of Dichotomopilus funicola, 5004 nucleotides long. Its product is annotated as CHD1-like protein. Gene Ontology annotation, molecular function: ATP-dependent chromatin remodeler activity; histone binding; DNA binding. Bases 1 to 5004 code for a protein of 1667 amino acids. The transcript is spliced from 5 exons. Gene Ontology annotation, biological process: nucleosome organization; regulation of transcription by RNA polymerase II. The record is from RefSeq and is a predicted model, not a curated record. Gene Ontology annotation, cellular component: nucleus; chromatin. NCBI's taxonomy places the organism in Eukaryota, Fungi, Ascomycota, Sordariomycetes, Sordariales, Chaetomiaceae.